Kwoniella mangroviensis CBS 8507 is the source of this 648-nucleotide messenger RNA. RefSeq lists its product as uncharacterized. The record is from RefSeq and is a predicted model, not a curated record. The transcript has 3 exons. The coding region runs from base 1 to 648 and encodes 215 amino acids. Lineage: Eukaryota; Fungi; Basidiomycota; Tremellomycetes; Tremellales; Cryptococcaceae.
AUGGCUCAAUCCGAAGUCACCCAGUCUCUUGGUCUUGCCAUCGCCCAAACCGAAAACCUCUUUCACAAACAAGCCGACUUGGAGAAUUCCCUGAAUCGAUCUUUGGCCAUUUCCGAAAGGAGCCUCAAGCUGGCAAAUCGAUGGGUGUCAUCUCCGUCUCUGUCUCUGUUCUCUGGCCCGUCUUCGAUGACCCUCUCCUCUUUAGGUGGCGUCAGUACCCAGCUCUUGAUUUGGUCGUUACAAUUGAUUUGGCAGAUUGCCUACUCCAUGGUCUCAGCGUUCUGUUUCGUGUUCAUCCUAUUCCGGACAGGCAUGAGAAAGUCGAUGCUCCGAUGGUCGAAUCGAUUUUACCAUAUUCCGUCAGAUGAAGAAUCGGCUGUUACAAGCAGAGCGAAGGAUUUCACAAAUAUCACUAUCUCCGGUAUCACGCAGUCUCCGAGUCGAAAUAGGCAAUCGUGUAAUCCGACAGCGAACCUCGCGCCCUCGCCCGAAGUCACUCGUACACCUGAUCCACGCAGAUCGAACUUUCGAAGAUCUGACAUCUGCACCUUUGUAAUGAUGUAUUUACUGUAUGUAUCCAAUAAGCAUGUAUAUGGUCUUACCCAGUCCAGACACAUGGCCAGUCAAGCUCUAGGCUCACGGUUGUGA